Messenger RNA from Tarenaya hassleriana, 4665 nucleotides. Its product is annotated as RNA polymerase II C-terminal domain phosphatase-like 3. The coding region runs from base 271 to 3960 and encodes 1229 amino acids. The record is from RefSeq and is a predicted model, not a curated record. Gene Ontology annotation, cellular component: nucleus. The transcript has 12 exons. Gene Ontology annotation, molecular function: RNA polymerase II CTD heptapeptide repeat phosphatase activity. Lineage: Eukaryota; Viridiplantae; Streptophyta; Magnoliopsida; Brassicales; Cleomaceae.
AAAAAAGUAGUUUUCGAAAUCUGAAAAGAGAGAAUAGAACUUGAAAUUCGUCUCGGAUCGUGAAUUUGAAUUCAGUUUUUGUUGCUGCAGGGCAAUUUUUUUAAUUUUAAAAAUCAUCUAGCAUGGAGAUUGUGAUUAUCCCUUGAGAACCCUAAUUCGAUUCGGUUUUUGAUCGAUUUGUUCACGGACGCGAUUUCGAAUUAGAUUCCUUUUUUUUUCUCUGUAAUCUGAGAAAAGAUUCGGAUUUUUUGUGGGUUUGGUUUGGAUUACAUGCUUGUUGCUGGAUCUGAUUGUUCUAGAACCCUAAUUGGAAUGGGCAAGGAUGAUGAGAGCGUGGUAAUGGUGGAUGUCGAGGAAGGCGAAAUCUCCGAUGCAGCGUCGGUGGAGGAGAUCACCGGAGAUGAUUUUUCCAGGCUAGAGGAGAAGCCUUCUCAGGCGGCGGCCAGCGGCGGAGACAGUGCCGGAGGAAGAGGAGGGAGUAAUGGUGGUAAUCCAAGGGUAUGGACGAUGCAUGAUCUGCUCACUAAGUACCCAGGUUUCCGAGGUUAUUCGGCUUCGGGUCUGUACAAUUUUGCUUGGGCUCAAGCUGUGCAGAACAAAUCUCUCAAUGAAGCAUUGAGAAUGGAAAUCGAACCGAGUGAAAACGGAAACGGAAAAGGAUCUUCACAGGGUAAAAGCAAAGAAGGUGAUAGGCUUGUGAUUGAAGAUAGUGACGAUGAGAAAGAGCAAGGUGAAUUGGAGGAAGGCGAAAUCGAUUUAGAGUCUGUCUCAGAUGAUGAGUUGGGUGAUUUUGGAAGUCAGGCCGAAGCUGAAUCAGACAUUUCGCUGCCAGCUGAUUCCGAUGGUACUCAGAUCGGUACAAAGGCGGAAGAUUUAGAGAAAAAAGUGAAACUGAUCCGUGGUGUUUUGGAGAGUACAUCUUUGGUAGAAGCACAUACAGCAUUUGAAGGAGUGAGUUCCAGACUUUUUGGGGCUAUGGAAUCUUUGCGGGAUCUGAUUUCGGAAAACGAUGAUUUCCCGAAGAGGGAUACUCUAGUUCAACUGUCAUUUGCUGCACUUGAAACCGUAAACUCUGUGUUCUGCUCCAUGGACAAUAUGCCCAAGGAGCUAAAUAAGGAGACUAUGUCGAGGUUGCUUUCUCUUGUAAAGAGUCAUUUUUCUCGAUUCCUGUCAUCUAAUCAGAUCAAAGAGAUAGAAUCCAUGAUUCAGUCGCUAAGUUGCUCUCAUGGUGUACUUUAUGCUGGAUCUGACUAUAAGGAGAAAGAGGGGAUGGCGAUUGGUGGAAUUGCUCAGAAAAGUAAUGGCGUUAUGGCAGCAGAUUUUGGCUGUCCGAUUCCUUCUAUGAAUGCCAAUAACAUAUCAUCAGAAGCUUCGAAACGAGGAACAUCUAAUUUAAGAAGUAGAGCGCCAUUGCUUCCGCUGCUUGAUCUUCACAAGGAUCAUGAUAUAGACAGCCUUCCCUCACCGACAAGGGAACCGACUCCAUCCUUACCUUCGAACAGGCCUCAUCCUUUUCAUUUUACUGUGGUUAAACUGGGUACUCCUGUCGGUAAAGUUCACCCAUAUGAGAGUGAUGCCAUCAAAGCAGUUUCUAGCUAUCAGCAGAAGUUUGGUCGUAAUUCGUUCUUUAGGACCUACGAUGACCUUCCAAGUCCGACGCCAUCAGAGGAAUCUAAUAAUGGCAACGGUGAUAUUUGUGGCGAGGUUUCCAGUUCUGUUGUUCACAGCUCGAAGCCUGGGAGACUCGUGAUUCCUGGGCAUGAUGUUCCUUUGCCAUCCAGUUUGAACAUUAGAAACCAUCUUCCAAAUAAUACAUCGGAUCCGACAGCAAAACCCUCUGCGAAGAGCAGAGACCCGAGGCUUCGGUUUGCCAAACUUGAUGGUUCGGCUUUACCCUCUGCAAAUCAGAAUUCUUCGAGCAGUGUCGGUAAUAAACCGAGAGUGGAGUCUUCUGGAGGAUUCAUUAGCUCAAGAAAGGUAAAAGCCGGUGAUGUGCCUCUUAUCAAUGGUCCUGCUUGGAAAAGGCGAAAGAACGGAUUUGAAAGUCAUGAAGGUGUUAAGGAUUUGGCAAAGGCAGCUGGUACCAGUGGGUGGCUUGAGGAGACAGAUUCAUCAAGAGUGAAUCCCAUUCCGAGGACAAUGGAAAAUGGAGCAACAACAUCAAUGGCGAUGGCAAGAAGUUUUACGCCCAGCAAUGGCGUUUCCAUGACAUCUGUAACUAAUACCUCCACUGGUUCAUUACCAUCGCUUUUGAAGGAUAUUGUUGCAGUUAAUCCUACAAUGUUAUUGAACCUCCUUAAGAUGGGAGAAAGGCAGAGAGAAGUAACUGAGAGUAGUACUCCUCAGAAGCCCACGGACCCGAGAAGAGCAGCUCAACUUCCCGGCUCUUUCGUGCCGCCGGUUAGGUCACCUAAUUUGUCAAAGCCUGCAGGAGUGAUUCAAGAUUCAUCUCAAUCUGCCCCAUCAGAUGAAUCGGGAAGUAUCCGCAUGAAACCACGUGAUCCUCGACGAAUCCUGCAUGGAAAUACUCUUCAAAAAACCGGGAGUUUGGUGGAAAAUCGGUUCAAAGUGAGUGAACCUUCUACAUCUGGAACCAUAGCUGUGAAGGAUAAGGCGGAUGAGAGUUUCGAAAUCAAACCAGCAGCCUCCCAGUUUGUUCAACAGCAAGAUACUAGCCAGAAAGUUACGAGCAAUAUGAAUAAUCCUGGUGUUCUUCUCAACGGGAAGGAGCCAGAUAUUUCGACCCAAUUCACCAAAAAUCUGAAAAAUGUUGCCGAAGUGGUUGCCGUUUCACAAUUCAGCAAUCCUCCGGUUAAGACAGAGAAAGACAAAGACGUGAGACAGCGAGGUGUUUCGGCUUCGGCGACAGCUGCAACUGGUCCGGCUUGUUCUCUGAACAAUUGGGAAGUUGUUGAACAUCUUUUCGAAGGAUAUGAUGACAAGCAAAGAGCCGCUAUCCAAAGAGAGAGAUCGAGGAGGUUAGAGGAGCAGAAGAAAAUGUUUGCUUCUCAAAAGCUUUGCCUUGUACUGGAUUUGGAUCACACACUUCUUAAUUCAGCAAAGUUUAAUGAAGUCGACCCAAUCCAUGAUGAGAUUUUGAGGAAGAAAGAAGAGCAAGAUCGUGAAAAACCAUGUAGACAUCUCUUUCGAUUCCCCCACAUGGGAAUGUGGACUAAAUUGCGACCCGGGGUUUGGAAUUUCUUGGAGAAGGCGAGCAAGCUGUAUGAGCUGCAUCUAUAUACAAUGGGUAACAAGUUGUAUGCUACGGAGAUGGCGAAAGUGCUCGAUCCGAAAGGGGUUCUCUUCAAUGGACGAGUUAUCUCGAGAGGCGAUGAUGGAGAUCCCUUUGAUGGCGAAGACAGAGUUCCAAAAAGUAAGGAUCUUGAGGGAGUUUUGGGUAUGGAAUCUGCUGUAGUGAUCAUCGAUGACUCUGUCAGAGUGUGGCCCCAUAACAAAAUGAAUCUAAUCGUCGUAGAAAGAUAUACAUAUUUCCCGUGUAGUAGACGGCAAUUCGGGCUUCUGGGUCCUUCUCUUCUUGAGAUCGAUCACGACGAGAGACCCGAGGACGGCACAUUGGCAUCUUCGUUAGCGGUAAUAGAGAGAAUACAUCGGAACUUUUUCUCACACCCAUCGUUAGAUGAAGCGGACGUGAGAAACAUUUUAGCGGCGGAGCAACGGAAUAUACUGGCAGGUUGUCGGAUUGUAUUCAGUCGGGUUUUCCCGGUUGGCGAAGCAAAUCCGCACCUACACCCCUUGUGGCAGACAGCCGAGCAGUUUGGCGCUGUCUGCGCCACCCAAAUAGACGAUCACGUCACUCAUGUCGUGGCCAAUUCUCUCGGCACUGACAAGGUGAAUUGGGGUCUAUCAACAGGAAGAUUUGUGGUUCAUCCUGGAUGGGUCGAAGCAUCAGCUCUGCUUUACCGGAGGGCGAACGAGCAUGACUUUGCCAUCAAACCGUGAAUCUAUAUAUAUAUAUAUAUCGUUUUCGCCUCACGAAAAAAAAAACGAGCGGCAAAACUUAAGCCCGGAUGACGAAGAAAACCCGGCAUGAUCAUAACGAGAGUGAGCAGAUAGGGAACUUUGUUUUUCCAACCAAGGCAAAUGAGUGGAGAAUCUGCAAUGCCUUGGGGUCUAUUACUAUGACUAAACCCACCGAUUCUUUGAGUUGAGAGAGUGAUCGCUAUCAGUUCAAAAACAUGGGAUUUAGGGAAAGUGGGUGAAACCGUAUCCAGAUGUUACCAGAAACGUUUGAUAAUGGUCCGGAAGUGAUGAUGGGUUCAUGCCCAGAGGCUGAAAUCUGGAGACACGACGGGUCCAGGCUCCAUAUCCAUUCGCCAUGGCCGAAGAUCUGUAAAGGGUCGGAGCAUUUUCGAACCGAUUUGAUCGGAUAGUAUGUCUAGAUUUGGCAGUUAAUGAUCCUUACGGUCUCAAAAGCUGUAGCAUAAGCCAAAGCAACAAGAAGAAGAACAAGAACAGCAGCCCAGUCACAGACAGAGAUCUGUAUUGCCUGGUCGAAGAAGGUGGUCCUCGAAAAAAAAAUGAAAGAGAAAAUGGGAUUCACAGUGAGAAACAGUAAUCAUUGACUUGAGAGUUAAAAAAAAAGUUACUGUGGUUGCGUUAGUGACACAUUGCAGAGGGAUAUUACCAAGGAUGAGGUUGGAAUGA